Molecule: messenger RNA, 348 nt
Organism: Symbiodinium pilosum
Lineage: Eukaryota; Dinophyceae; Suessiales; Symbiodiniaceae
Source: the annotation of a GenBank genome assembly
AUGGAUGAAGAGAAGGAAAAGGUCAGGGCGGAAUGUGGAGAGCCCGCAGGCAUGGAGGAUAAGAUGAAGAAGAUGCUUCGGCUGAACGAGCUGCGCGAAAAGUGGUCAGAUCAAGUCUUCCAAGACAACCCCAACUCCGUGAACUCCUUCAUGAUCACCACGGACUCCAACAGCGAGCCAGCCAUUGAGAUCGGGGUGGACCCUUCAGCGAGCAAGGAUGACCUCGUGAUACCUGCUGAGAUUUCGGCAGAGAAUGUGAUCUUCAGCACUGUGGGGAAGCCCACGCAUGGAUUUGAGGGCGCAUUGAUCGGUGACUCACUGGGUAGUGAUGACGAGUCAGGAGCAUAA